Funneliformis mosseae is the source of this 834-nucleotide messenger RNA. Lineage: Eukaryota; Fungi; Glomeromycota; Glomeromycetes; Glomerales; Glomeraceae. The record is from the annotation of a GenBank genome assembly.
AUGGAAAGUUCAAAUGAGGAAAUAAAUAAUAAUUUUGAAGAUACUUCAAAAGUCAUCAUUUCAGAGAAAAACAAGGAUUUAUCUAACGGGUUAAUAAAUGAAACGAUUGAUGAAAAGCAUGAGGAAGAGCCCCAGCAAAAAUUAUCCAAAAAUGCCUUGAAAAAACUUUUAAGACAACAAAAAUGGGAGGAGACACGUCUUUCACAGCCACCACCAAAGAAACCUAAAGUUGAACCAAUCCCUAGCGAUAUAAAAGUUGUUAUUGAUCUGUCAUUUGAUGAAUUGAUGACUGAUGUGGAAAUUUCGUCUUUAACCUCACAAUUAUCGCGUUGCUACUCGGCCAAUCGAUCAGCGACGCGUCCUGUCAAUUUAUAUUUUACUUCAUGUGGAGGUCGCGUUCAAGAACGAUUUAAUACAAAAUUACAAAAUUAUGUUAAUUGGAAAAACGUGAUUUUUGAAUCUAGGCCUUACUUGGAUUGUUUUAACAAGGAGGAAUUAAUUUACUUGACAGCAGACUCGAAUGAUUGUAUACAAGAACUAGAUGAACAAAAAAUUUAUAUAAUAGGAGGAUUAGUGGAUAAAAAUCGUCACAAGAGUAUAUGUUAUAAUAAGUCUCAAGAAGAUAAUAUUGCUUCAGCUCAAUUACCCAUUGGGAAUUAUGUUCAAUUGAGUACACGAAAAGUUUUGGCUGUAAAUCAUGUAUUUGAAAUUCUUAUUCGUUGGUUAGAAUAUAAAGAUUGGGAAAAAGCAUUUUUGGAAGUUAUCCCACAACGUAAACUUAACUUAGGAAGGGAGAAAAAAACUGAUAUUAACCCUAUUGAUGAAAGGACCUAA